This is a messenger RNA of Closterium sp. Naga37s-1, 1896 nucleotides long. Lineage: Eukaryota; Viridiplantae; Streptophyta; Zygnematophyceae; Desmidiales; Closteriaceae. The record is from the annotation of a GenBank genome assembly.
GACGGCUGCCCGUUCAUCUGCCCGAGGCAUCAGUGCAAGCAGCGGGGGUGCCGGGCAGCAGUGGCCGUGGUGUGCCGCAGCUGCCCCUCCUCCUGGUGCUCCCUGCAUGUGCCGCCCUCCUCUCUCGACUGCGAGCCCUCGUUUCUGAGAAGGUUCCGCGUGCAGCCGCAAGUGCGCAUCACCAUCUGCCCCUCCUGCCAGGAGGUGGAGCAGAGCGUGCCCUUCCAGAGCCACAACGUGCCCGGGGGGGCUUCUUCUGUGCCGGCUGUGAGAGGGCAUCAACCGCCCAUGCACGUGGCCGCACAACAGCAAGAGCAGCAGCAGCAGCAACAGCGGCAGCAGCAGCAGCAGCAGCAGCAGCAGCAGCAGCAACAGCGGCAGCAGCAGCAGCAGCAGCAGCAGCAGCAGCAGCAACAGCUGCAACAGCAGCAGCAGCAACAGCUGCAGCAGAAGCAGCAGCAGCAGCAGCAGCAGCAGCAACAGCUGCAGCAUCAGCAGCAGCAGCAGCAGAAACAGCAUCAGCAACAGCAGCAACUGCAGCAGCAGCAGCAGCAGCAGCAGCAGCAGCAGCAGCAGCAGCAGCAGCAGCAGCAGCAGCAGCAGCAGCAGCAGCAGCAGCAGCAGCAGCAGCAGCAGCAGCAGCAGCAGCAGCAACAGCAUCAGCAGCACCAGGAACAGCAGCAACAGCACCAGCUUCGGCAACAGCACCAGCAGCAGCAGCAGCAGCAACAGCAGCAGCAGCAACAACAACAACUGAUGCAGCAACGGCAGCAACAGGUGCAGCAGCAGCGGGAGGCAAGUCAAGGCAGAGGAGGGGCGGCAGGUGGGGCGAGAGAGAGUGCAAUGAUGGCUGGGAUGGGUGCAGGUGGGGGCAUGGGGACAGGUGGGGGCAUGGGGACAGGUGGGGGCAUGGGGACAGGUGGAGGGGCGCGGGGAGUGGGUGAGCUGCAUGGGGUGGCAGGGAUGGGCAUGGGAGCACAAGGGGUGAUGGGUCAGAAUUCCCCUGUCAUGGGCAUGCAGUCCCAGCAGCCGCAGCAGCAGGCGGGGCAGCAGCAGGUGAUGGGACAAGGCGUCACGUCCGCAUCCAGCCAGCAGGGGCAUAUCAUGGGGCUGCAUGCACCAGCAGCAGCAGCAGGGGUGGGGGCUCCAGGCAUGGCAGCAGCAGCAGGUGGGGCAGCAGCGGCAAGGGAGUGGGCGGAGGUGUUGGAGGAGAUUCGGUUUGUGCCCAACAACCGCCCUGCUGACAUCUUCAACCUCCUCCAGCUGGUGAGACGGUCUUUAAGGCAAGGUGAGACGCGCUUUAAGGCAAGGCAGCAAAUAACUGUCACUGAUUCAUUGCCAUCCACCCUGCCAUCCCGCACUCCCCAUCCACUCUCUCUCUCACAAUCAUCUUCUCCCUUCCCAUCUGCCCGUGUGUCGCCUCCCCCCCACCAGGCGCUGCCACUAGCGAGAGCACAGGGCUUGGCACCCGAGGCCCUGGCAGUGUUGGAGCGAGCUGCCUCCGCCGCCGCUGCUGCUGCUGCCGCGCCCGCCUUGUCCCUCCCUGCUGGCCCCAGCCCCGGCUCCCACCGCCCCUCCGGCGCUGCUGCUGCUGCCAAGUCCAUGGCCCUGCAGAGCACACCCACAGCAACACAACACAGCGCCAAGGCCACCCAGAGCAGCAGGCUCUGCUCAUGCAGCCACGUGCUCCUCUCCUCCACUCCACCGUACACCAACCCACCGUCCCCUUCCACCCCGCACCUCCCUUCCCCUGCUCCUGCCCCAUUACCAGGGAGCCGGCUGCAGGCCCCCAACAGGCCCCCAACAGGCCCCCAGCAGCCCCCCAGCAGGCCCCCCCUCCACGCGACAUCAAGUGCACCGGCCUGCUCCCCUCCACCCCCACGCGCCCUCCCUUAA